AUGCGUGCCAGGAUUCGGAUUGGAUGCGGGUCGCUGCCUGGUCAGGAGCUCAGGAAAGGCAAGCCACACAGCACACCGCCCGACAAACCACCUCCACAGUCCGAGGAGUUCACAACGGAGAAAGGGUGCUUGAAAGUGAGUGCUUCCUCAUUGCCUUUGCAUCAUGUGACGAGCGUCUGCCAAGCAACGUCGAGCAACCACGGGCAACACACUCCGAAGAUCUCUUGCACUGACUUUUGGUCCGUGCACGUGCCAAUGUGGCUCUUGCUGAGAUCUGCCGAGGCUUGCGCAGACCAAUGUGAGCACUGCGCGCGGCGUGGGCCUGGCCUCUGUGACCAGGACGUUGGAGGUUUACAGGGUUUACAUGGAAUUGGUUUUACCGAGUCUUUUAAAGAUGACUCUGGUUUACACAUUUAG
Molecule: messenger RNA, 417 nt
Organism: Symbiodinium natans
Lineage: Eukaryota; Dinophyceae; Suessiales; Symbiodiniaceae
Source: the annotation of a GenBank genome assembly